CAAAUUUUCAGCAAUGUUCUCGAUAUUUAUGAGAAUUCCUGAUACUGCUCAGGUUGAUGCAGUAUUUUCUGGAGCAUAUGCAUCAAUUGAACAGGGAUUAUGCUACGAUGAGGUUAAUGAUUGGGAAAAUACUCUCGCAAUGUACGAAAAAGGAUUGAAUUUGAUCGUCGAAGGAGAGAAAAUGAAAAAUGCGAGGAAAAGUGAAAUGUGGAAAAUGUUACAAGAAUCAAAAUCAAGUGUCCAGCAUAGAAUCAACGUUCUGAAAAAGGAAGGACCAAAGCAACCAACUCCAAAGAAAAUCAAGGAAGCUGAAGAAAGUGUUGAAAACGAGAAAGAAGCAAUCAGAAUGCAGCUCGACUCCUUUGGAUCUCAGGAAGCUGACUUGAUUUAUUUUUUGCCGGAAGGUGUGCAACUCUUCACAAUUGAUGGGGAAAAAACAACUGCUCCAACUGCUCCAACAUCUCUUCAAAUUCUCCGUUUUCCUCAGCCAACUGAUGGUGGAGCUUCUUCAGAUACACUUGCAUUCAUGCAAGUUGGGCCUUGGGCAUAUCCAUUGAUGGGUGCAAAGACUCCAGUGCUUCGUAACGAAUUCGGAGCAUAUUUGGUUGCCAAUCCGACUCCAGAAAAUCCAAACAUGACUGUUGCAAUCCUACUAUCAUCAGACAUUGAGCGAAGAUUAAUUGAAGAACUUCACAUUGUUCUCCGUGAAUUCACGGAUUUCAAAGAACAAGCUGAACCAUCUACUGAACUGAGUAAAGAAGAGAAGAAUAGGAUUUCUACAACAAUUUCGAAUUUUCUGAUCAAAGGAGGUCAAAAAAUAGCUUGGGGAGUUGAAACAACAACCGUACGAGUGAUUUCAAGAGUUGAAGAUAAUGGAGAACAGUAUCGAACAACACUUAUCGCAACGGACAAACCAAUGCAAGUGUCUCCAGUUAUCAAAGGAAGUGUAGUUUAUAUGCAUAAAGGAACAAAGACAGUCGCUAAGUGCACAAGAUAUUUGUUGGACAAAAUCGGAGAUAUGGGCGUUUCGAUGGGAAAGAAAUUGGCAGAUAGUGCACAAAGACGAUUUGGAGAUGGAAAAAGUGGAGGACUCGUAUCCGGAACCAUUGAAAUUCUUGGAGGCGGAAUCACUGGUGUUGCCACAGUUUGGAUGAGUUUGGAAGAUGGUUCCCGUCAUCUAUGCCGAAGUAUUGCGAAUCAAACUGUACAGAACGUGAAACUCAAGUACGGAGACGAUGCAUCAGAUACCACUCAUCAUGCUCUUUUCGCUGCCGGACACGGAACACUUGCAGCUGCUCAACUAUGGGAUUUGGGACCAAGAAGUGUUGCUGGAAGGAUGGCAAGAAAAGCUGGAAUUCAAAUGGUAUCGGAUUUGCAUCACAGUAGAAAAGGAAGUCGUUUAGAUCAAGAAGUGCCAGCUUUGGAGCUCAAGAAGGCUGUCUAGAUUUUUUUUUUGAAAACAUUAUUUUAGAAACAAUUUGAAUACAAAUUUCCUCAUGUCUUCUUCAAUUCCAGUUAAUUUUUACGAAGUUUAAUUUUUCAUGCAUCGAACUUAAUUUUUUUGCAUUGUAUUAUUUAAUAAAUCUAUUUUCGC
Molecule: messenger RNA, 1594 nt
Organism: Caenorhabditis elegans
Lineage: Eukaryota; Metazoa; Nematoda; Chromadorea; Rhabditida; Rhabditidae
Gene: spg-20
Product: Inheritance of peroxisomes protein 1
Exons: 8
Coding region: 14-1444 (476 amino acids)
Biological process (GO): peroxisome inheritance
Cellular component (GO): extrinsic component of intraperoxisomal membrane; endomembrane system
Source: RefSeq, marked reviewed